Blepharisma stoltei is the source of this 1831-nucleotide messenger RNA. Lineage: Eukaryota; Ciliophora; Heterotrichea; Heterotrichida; Blepharismidae. The record is from the annotation of a GenBank genome assembly.
AUGGCUGUUAUCCUCCUUUCAAUCUAUUUCCUUUAUUUCUGGGCAUGCUCUUUAUACUCCAUCAUCGCUCCUUUUUUCCCAACAGAAGCCAAGGCCAAAGGGAUGGGGGAAGACCAGAUCGGGUAUCUUUUCAGUCUCUACGCAAUCCUGGCGAUACUAUUUUCCCCAAUCUCAGGGAAAAUCAUGAUGUGUGUAGGAAGAAAAAAAUUCCUCUUCAUAGGCUGCAUAAUAGAAACAGUAGGUAUACUAGACAGCCCUUACAGGGCUGUGGAAUCUAUCGGAAUCCUUUGGUUGAGCCAAUUUGCUACGUUUGUCGAACCAACUCACUUAUUGGUUCGAUCAACCAAAGGAUUAAUAACAGAAUCCACAGCCCUGUAAUGGCUAUCUAGGGGAAAUCCCUAUAUAUACUCUUUUUGCCUUUGUAACUAAUUUCGAUGGCGACACCUUUGUAUUCCUCAGCUUUGCGGCAAGAAUUUUGCAAGGGAUGGGAGGGUCAGCGCUGACUGUCACUUUGUUUGCGCUGAUCGCUAAUAUGUACCCUGAGGACAUUGAAGCGAAGCUCGGGUGGAUGGAAACAAUGGGAGGCGUCGGUCUAAUUCUUGGGCCACUUAUUGGUGGUGGAUUUUACAGUCUUGUAGGCUAUACAUUGACUUUUGUUAUUUAUGUCGUUGUUCUAGCUGCUCUUACUGUUGCUACAUUUUUGGUUUUGCCAUCCCCGAAACCUAGUAAUGAUACUGAAAAAGCAGCCCGAAAACUCAGCUUAUUAAAACUUGCCUUUAAUGGGAAAGUUUUUCCUACACUCCUUGUAGUAAUGUUUGGAAUGGCUGGACCUUCUUAUCUUGAGCCUGUGCUCUCUAAUCAUCUGAAAGACAACUUUGACUUAUCUAUUGAGAUGAUAUCAGUGGUUUUUGCUUUGCCUGUAAUUGGGUAUACAACUGCAGUGAAAGGGCAGACAAUGCUACCAAAAUCUUUUGAUAGGAGAAUUGUAUUGACUGUUGGUCUUUUCAUUGAAGGGGUUGCAUUUUUCUUACUAACGUCUCUAGAUAUCGUAUACAAUUUUAUAUUUCCGGAUUAUAAUAUGAUUCGUUAUAUUAUGUUAUUGCAAAUUAUUAUGAAAAUUCUGUUUUAAGGAAUGGGAAAGUUAGUCGGACCAUCAUUUGGACUUCCAAGCGAGAUUUAUUUAGUUAUUACUGGGCUAAUUUUGAUAGGCUUAGGAGGCGCAUGGGCGUAUUUGCCAUCGCUUCCCUAUAUGAUUGAUGCGGCUGCUAACUCCAAGUUGAUUAGCGAGGAAAAAAAUCUUGCUCGCCAGCCAAGGGAAUUAAUUAUUUAAUAAAAUCCUAUAAAUUUUUUUUCGGAAUUUAGUAAUUCCAUUUAUAAAAUUUAUUGUCUAAAAUUUAAUAGAAUUAUCUGGAAAACUCUCAUAGCUGGCAUAAAUUAUCAUUUAUAUAAAAUUUUUACAUUAAACAGUCUUUUGCUCAUUAACGAAGGGUAAUUUUGAAAAAGAGAUUUUGACCGCUAAAUAAGGGGAAGUAAAGAUAUGAAAAUUGAUGACCGAGAGCAUUUGUCUGACUGUUUGUCUACAGUAAUGGGGACAUUCCACUAUGUAGGAGAAGCCUUAGGGCCAAUAUCUGCAGGGCUGUUUACAGAGUAUAUAGGAUUUAAUGAAGGUGUUACAAUCUUUGGAGGAGCUGUGCUGAUAUAUACAGUUAUCUUUGGAUUGAUAACCAAAGCACUUGUGAAUAUUUUCAGAUGCAAAUGUAAUAGGAAAAGCAAGAAAACAGGUGAGAACGAUCUUAAGCAAAAACUGAUUGAAGGAGAUAAUAAAAAUUAA